ACCGCCAACAGGUUGCGGAAGCUCGGACACAUGUCGGAAGUCCCCAGACGGAGUUCUGUAUCGAUCUCUGGAAAUGAAUGAGGGGCCGGACCGGAUGUGGGACCAGCAGCUACCUUCAGCUGGGCUCGGAGGAAAUGUGGUGCUUUAACGGACAAACAAUAGCGCCCCUCUAAAUCCGGUCACCUGAACUCAGUUUCUCAGGAAAAGAAGGAGCAGAAACGCAGCGUUCAUUUACAAAUGCAUUUUACGCCUCCGGAAGGAGCAGAAAGCAGAGAAAAGUGUCGCUAAACCCACUGACUCCGAACUGAUUAUCCUGCAGGUCCGUGGUUUUGGCUGACGGGCCGUGUAAACGCGGCUUGUAAAGGAACUCCACCGUGGUUGGUCGUAGUGUAUAGAGCCCCUCCAGGCUUCUCAGCCAUGGCUCUCCUGGCCUACGUGAAGAGCCUGUUCAUCCUGCAGCUGCUGAUGGGCUUUGUGUUUGUGGUGAGCGGCCUCAUCAUAAACUUCAUUCAGCUCUGCACCUGCAUCCUCUGGCCCAUCAACAGACAGCUCUACCGUAGAAUCAACUGCCGGCUGUCCUACUCUCUGUGGAGUCAGCUGGUGAUGAUGCUGGAGUGGUGGUCUGGCACAGACUGCACUCUAUACACCGACCAGGCUACGGUGGACAAGUUUGGCAAGGAGCACGUCAUCAUCAUCCUCAACCACAACUUUGAAAUCGACUUCCUCUGUGGCUGGACCAUUUGUGAAAGAUAUGGUGUCUUAGGGAGUUCCAAAGUGUUGGCCAAACACGAGCUGCUGAAGGUUCCUCUGAUCGGCUGGACCUGGUACUUUCUCGAAAUAGUGUUUUGCAAAAGAAAGUGGGAGGAGGACCGAGAAACAGUUUUUGCAGGCCUGGACAGGCUCAGAGACUAUCCUGAAUAUAUGUGGUUUCUGCUGUAUUGUGAAGGGACCCGCUUUACAGAGAAGAAGCACCAAAUCAGCAUGCAGGUUGCAGAGAGUAAAGGCCUGCCCAAGCUCAAGUAUCACCUUUUACCCCGAACCAAAGGGUUCACCACCACGAUGCAGUGUCUUAAAGGCACAGUCACCGCCGUGUAUGAUGUGACUUUAAACUUCAAGGACAACCAGACUCCCACUCUGCUGGGCAUUGUCAAUGGCAAAAAAUACAAAGCUGACCUGCGUGUUAAGCGGUUUCCUGUGGAAGAUAUACCUGACAAUGAGCAGGAAUGUGCCAACUGGCUGCACAAGCUCUACCAGGAGAAGGACGCCUUACAGGAACAGUACAACAAGGAAGGAAAGUUCCCCGGACCUACAAUCAUCCCGCCGCGCCGCCUUUGGACGCUGCUGAACUUCCUGUUCUGGGCCACCCUCCUGUUGUCGCCCCUCAUCAAAUUUGCAUGUGGCGUUGUCGUCAGUGGCUCCCCGCUCCUCAUCAUUGGUUUCAUCACCUUCCUCAUCAUUGCCUCUGUAGCUAUUCGUCGUCUCAUCGGAGUCACAGAGGUGAAGAAAACCGGCUCCAGUUACGGAAACCAGGAGGCCAAGAAACAAAACUAGACUGUGUAACCCCCUCCCAUGUUCGUACAGCCACCCCCGCGGUGUUUCACUCCCUGCCCAACUCCAUUCUCCUCCAGCCGUCGGCUCAGUUGGGAGGCCGGGGAGGAGGCCCACCUGUGAAAACAUACCCGACACCAGAGUCAAAAAAAAAAAUCCUGCCGGCCCUAGAGAAGACCAGAAGUUGUGGGAAUGACGCUGUCUGGUGUGUCACAGAUUCAAGGGAGGGGGGAGAGGCAGUACUGUAAAUCCACCAAACUCCCAAUUAAGUCCCGGUAAAUCUCAGUCACUAACAACAAAAAGCCUGUAAGAUCUCUGAGGUCAUUUUCUUAACUAUGUAACCUACAGUUACUUCCUGUAGGCCUUCAGCCAAUCUGGGAACGGCGACACGCUGAUUAUUUUCAAGUGCACCUAACACAGUCCAAUCCAUAUCGAUUUUGUUUUAUCUAAACCUUCAUGCAGCGCUGUUUUUUUCUCUCCGAAACCUUCUUGUGAUGGAAAUCGGUGCCUUUAGGCCCAGCCUGGCUUUCCUUAAUCAGGUCACUUCACAGUAAUCACUCAAAACCUGCUUAGUGUUUAUAUUAUACUCAGAUUUAUACAACAAAACCAAACAUCAGAAAUUUCGUAAAAUGAAAAUUAGAGAUGCACUGAUCAGGAUUCUGUGGCCAAUAUCUGAUCACCAGUUGCAGUAAAACUUCAUCCUACUGACACAAUUUUAGAUGAUUAAAGAUUAUUUUUAAGAGCUUUAAAAACGCCAUUAAAAAUGCGUUUUCCUUCCAACUUUGAGCCGUCGUUUCUACUAGAAGUACACCGAUUGGGAAAAAGAUUGGAUCUUUUGGUUUCAGACACGUCACCGAUCAAGCUGAAAACCGGCUGAUUGGAGCCACCAGCCGAUUUCUCGGUGCAUCUCUAAUGAAAAGCUAAAACUGGCUUGAGAAUCGACUCCAGAAGGAUGCUUUAACAGUUGUCUAUUUAAAGGGAAAUGAACCAUAAAUUUAUUUGGAGAUUCUUAAAACACUCUCUAAAUAGAAACGUGUGAGCACGACCUCAGUGUACUGACCUGCUCACGUUGGAUCGGACAGGCUGGUGUCUGUUAAACUACAGCAAGGGCUCUGAAUGUGAAAACUGUCCUCAUCAAGGAUACCUGCCAUCUGUUCCAGGUCUCUUCUUAAAACAUGCUUUUUGCAUUCCUUCCUCCCGUCGCUCCAUUUCUCUUAUUUAGAUUUCACAUAUUCUCAUCAGUGUGUAACCGGACAUUCUCGGACCUCCCAAACGUGCUAUUUCAACACACCAAGCCCUGCCCUCCCCUUGAGGUUGAAACGCAGCUCACUGUGGAACAUGACUGGCAGAAGAUUCAAGCGAAAAAGGUCACCAACUGUCUUCAUGGAGCCACACAGCUGUUAGCAUAGACUGCAGUAGGAGUAUUUUUAACCUUUGCCUUAAAUCAAGCUUGCUCAGGCAAGGGAUUGCUUAUUUACCUCCCUUUUUGAGGCGCAUAACGCCACUUUUGUUAUGUUUUAAAUAUUCACCCUUAAUUCCCGCCAUUACAGCAAUGCAUGGUGGAGUAGGAAGAGUUGGUGAGAUGAGUGAAUAAUUUCAAUGAACUCUUAAAAGUGGUAUAAUAGUGGUUUCAAUGUUAAUUGAAGGGAUUUCUUUGGAGGUUUUGUUUGACAUAAAAGUAAUUUAUUAGUUUUGUUUAGGAAUAAAAAGUAUCUGUAAGAGAAGAAAAUUUAAUUUAAUGACUUAUAGGAAGGUGAUUUUUUUUUUUUUGCAUUAAACCCACUUUUUAAUCUCAAAGUUGAUUUUUAUAGGAAAAUCUUUUGUUAUCCACUUUUAAUAAUUUCAGAUGAUUUCUAGGAAACCUUUGGUUGUGUUUGAAUACUACUCUUCAGCGGUGAAAUGUCCAGCUCUUCUUUCUGUACUUAUCUGCAACCAGACAGAUUUCAUCCGAGCCUUAAUUAGUACCAAGGGCCAAAGUGCCACAAUCCGGUGAAUAAAUAGAUCCUGAAUAAGCCUUUAUAUAUGUGACAAUUUAAAUAAAAUUGGAAAUGUAUACAAAUUACUAAAAGUUUAUCUAGAAUUUAUAUAUUUCAAUCAUUUAUAAAACACAUAGUUCAAUGUGAAAAAGCAUUAGAUGUAAUUAAAAUUUGAGUUGUAAUAAAAUUUGCAAUAAGUAAAUAAAGAUUGAAAACACUUUA
This is a messenger RNA of Girardinichthys multiradiatus, 3746 nucleotides long. It is a transcript of the gene agpat3, whose product is annotated as 1-acylglycerol-3-phosphate O-acyltransferase 3. Gene Ontology annotation, molecular function: 1-acylglycerol-3-phosphate O-acyltransferase activity. Lineage: Eukaryota; Metazoa; Chordata; Actinopteri; Cyprinodontiformes; Goodeidae. The record is from RefSeq and is a predicted model, not a curated record. Gene Ontology annotation, cellular component: endoplasmic reticulum; endomembrane system. The transcript is spliced from 10 exons. Bases 418 to 1551 code for a protein of 377 amino acids.